This is a messenger RNA of Loxodonta africana (African savanna elephant), 1865 nucleotides long. RefSeq names its product PHD finger protein 7 (gene PHF7). The transcript is spliced from 11 exons. NCBI's taxonomy places the organism in Eukaryota, Metazoa, Chordata, Mammalia, Proboscidea, Elephantidae. The record is from RefSeq and is a predicted model, not a curated record. Bases 1 to 1542 code for a protein of 513 amino acids. Gene Ontology annotation, cellular component: nucleus.
AUGUCCAGGCCCUCCCGACCCACCGCCGCCCCCGCCGGGAGCCCCUGUCGCCCCCGGGGCUCCUCAGCCCCACACAGACAACGGGCCCCGCCGCGUUACCCGUCCGCGCCGGCGGUAUUACGUCACCACGGAGCGACGGCUUCCGCCCCGCCCCUGGGCUCGUCUUGCGUCGGCCGGACCCCAGCGCGAGCACGAGCUCGGAGGCCGGCGCGCUCGCGAGGGAGGAAGGGGCGGGGCAGGGGCGGGGCUAGAGAAAGGGGUCGGGCCAUGAUGGCGCGCGGCCCGGCGCCCUCAGUGACAGCUGGGCGGGCGUCCCGGGCCGGGCGCUACGGUGAGGAGGGAGCGGCGGAGGCGACCUCCGGCCCGGCCCUGCACCAGCGGCCUGGCAGGCGCGACAUGAGCCUGAUCAUCUUGUACGUCUCCCUUCUCUUGUAUAGAAAAUCUGCCAAGACUAGGAGGGUAACCCAGAGGAAGCCAUCUUCAGGGCCUGUCUGUCGGCUAUGCCUUCAAGAACCUGGGGAUCCUGAAAAAUUAGGGGAAUUUCUUCAGAAAGAGGAUCUUGGCGUGCAUUAUUUCUGUCUUAUCCUAUCUAGCAAGCUGCCUCAGAGGGGCCAGUCUAACAGAGGUUUCCAUGGAUUCCUGCCUGAAGACAUCAAAAAAGAGGCAGCCCGGGCUUCUAGGAAGAUCUGCUUUGUGUGCAAGAAAAAGGGAGCUGCCAUCCACUGCCAGAAAGAUCAUUGCGUCAGAAACUUCCAUCUGCCUUGUGGCCAAGAAAGGGGUUGCCUUUCACAAUUUUUUGGAGAGUACAAAUCAUUUUGUGGAAAACAUCGCCCAACACAGGACAUCAAACGGGGGGACAUGGGGGAGGAAAGCUGCGUCUUGUGUUGUGAAGAUUUAUCCCAAGCGAGUGUUGAAAACAUCCAGAGCCCGUGUUGUAGUCAAACCAUCUACCACCGCAAGUGCAUACAGAAGUAUGCCCACACGUCAGCAAAACAUUUCUUCAAAUGUCCACAGUGUAACAAUCGAGAAGAGUUUCCUCAAGAAAUGCUAAGAAUGGGAAUUCACAUUCCAGACAGAGAUGCCGCCUGGGAACUCGAGCCAGGGGCUUUCUCGGAGUUGUAUCAGCGCUAUCAGCAUUGUGAUGCCCCCACUUGUCUGUAUGAACAAGGCAGAGACAGCUUUGAGGACGAAGGGAGGUGGCGCCUCGUUCUUUGUGCUACAUGCGGAUCCCACGGAACCCACAGGGACUGCUCCUCUCUUAGAUCCAACAAUAAGAAAUGGGAGUGUGAAGAGUGUGCACCUUCCGCUUCAACCACAGACUACACACCUGGAAACUCAAGUGACAUCCCCUGCUGUAGCAGCACCUUCCACCCCGAGGAGCACUUCUGCACGGACCCCAGCCUGGAAGAGAACCCAGGCCCUUCUUGGACUGACUGGCCAGGACCUUCCUUAUUAGAAAAGCCAGAAUCCUCUGGCAGCAGGAGGAGCUGCUCCUGGCGGUCCAAGGGUGUCAGAAUCACUAAGUGCUCCAAAAAAAAGUAGCAGCUUCUGAUUUGUCACUGCCAAGCACAGUUGAGUAUGAAGCUUCACUCCAUUGGGUUUGGGGGAGGGAGCACUUUGGGGCUAUGAGACAAGAAAGGGGGGCCAGCAGUAAGACCUGGAGCUAUGGGAAGAGAAGCCCGGGGAGGAUGGGUCCAGAGGCCAACAGCGGAACACGUUUGUGGCAACGAGAGCACCUCCACUCUCCUCUCCCUGAUUCCCAGAUGGCCUUUCUUCUUCUCUUCUUCCACCAAGAUUCUUCCACCUUCAUCUGGUUCUCAUAUGCCUCUUCUUCCUUCACUCACGUUUUUUAUGUAAAUAAACGU